Molecule: messenger RNA, 1428 nt
Organism: Orcinus orca (killer whale)
Lineage: Eukaryota; Metazoa; Chordata; Mammalia; Artiodactyla; Delphinidae
Product: chymotrypsin-like elastase family member 2A
Exons: 6
Coding region: 1-852 (283 amino acids)
Biological process (GO): proteolysis
Molecular function (GO): serine-type endopeptidase activity
Source: RefSeq, a predicted model, not a curated record
AUGUCGGACUCCUACAGACACACCGUGAUCAGAGCCCUACUGCUGCCUACAUUGGUGGCUGGAGGGCUGGGAAGCUGCAGAGCAGAGGAGCCUGGUCCUUUCAGUGACCAGAGCACCUGCACUUCUUCCCAGGUCUCCCUGCAGUACAGCUCUAAUGGCCAGUGGCGCCACACCUGCGGAGGGUCUCUGACAGGCCAAAACUGGGUCCUGACAGCUGCCCACUACAUCGGUUCCUCCAGGACCUACAGUGUGGUGCUGGGCCAGCACUGCCUCGCCACCCAUGAGCCCGGCUCGCUGGCCAUCAAGGUCUCCAAGCUUGUGGUGCAAGAGGACUGGAACUCCAACCAGCUCUCCAAAGGGAACGACAUUGCCCUGCUCAAACUGGCCAACCCCAUCGCCCUGACUGACAAGAUCCAGCUUAGCUGCCUACCGCCCACUGGCGCCAAUCUACCCAACAACUAUAUCUGCUAUGUCACGGGCUGGGGAAGGCUGCAGAGUAACGGAGCUCUUCCUGACAUCCUGCAGCAGGGCGAGUUGCUGGCUGUGGACUCUGCCGCAUGCUCCCAACCUGGUUGGUGGGGCAGGACUGUGAAGACCAAUAUGAUCUGUGCUGGGGGUGAUGGUGUGAUCUCCAGCUGCAGUGGGGACUCCGGCAGACCACUGAACUGCCAGGCGGCUAACGGCCAGGGGCAAGUGCACGGCGUGGUCAGCUUCAGGUCCUCCCUUGGUUGCAACGACUACCACAAGCCCUCCGUCUUCACACGGGUCUCCAGCUACAUUGACCAGAUCAAUUCGGUAAGAACCGGACCAGCCCUGUGCCCCCCAGGCCCUGCCCUGGCCCUGGCCCCAUGAGGGCCAUGCCCACCUGAGUUCUGAGGACCCCCUCCCUCCUCUUGAGAGCUAGGAGGCUGCAGACCUGGGCAACCCCUGCAGGAUCCCCGAUAGGCCCCAACAUUUCUGUGUGAGUUGAGUGAAAAGGCACAUAGAGGGUGGUCUUGUCCAAAGAGGUUGAAAAUAAAGGUUACUCCUCCAGCAUUAACAGCAGGUUCCCUAGGAUUCAUGGGGUAUUUUGGUUUUGCUUAUCUACCUGUAGGCCCAGACCCCACUGCCCAAUGCUAUAUUUAUCUGCAAAGCCCAAAACCUGGUCGUUUGAGAUCCUCACAGCCUUAAUUAUUGGAAAUUAGUCAUUCUAAAGGGUCCCCCAGCUGUUCUGUAGGGGGACCAAUCAUCUCAGUUUGCGCUGGACUGGGAAGCUGCCUGGGAUGCAGGACUUUCUGUUUCAGACCAAGGCAGUCCAGGUAAAUGGGGCUGAGCUGAUCCCACUAUGACUGUGAAUGUGUCCCCAGAGAGCUUUAGCCUGUGAGCUCAAAACCAGUGCCUCACAAACUUCCACACCAGCUCAAUUCCUAUUUUUAAAAAACAGUGAAU